Molecule: messenger RNA, 573 nt
Organism: Adineta steineri
Lineage: Eukaryota; Metazoa; Rotifera; Eurotatoria; Adinetida; Adinetidae
Source: the annotation of a GenBank genome assembly
AUGUUACAGCAAAAAAACCACAAACGUCGCCGGAAAACUAGUACAGUUCAGUCGGGGUUGCUCAAUGCCUCCAACAUCGACAGCCAAUACAACUCAACAAUCACAAUGUCUAACAAGCAAAACCGAAGGCAAAACAAUAUGCGUGAAAUAUUGUCUCGUCAGUUUAUGCAACAAUCAGGACAUAAGCGAUGGCGCACAGGCAAUAACACUCAAUCGAAUGACAUUCGUCGUCUACUACCAUUUGGUUCUGAUAGUUCUUCAUCAUAUGAAUAUGAACAUCGAUCUGAACGACAACUUCAUGAUGCUUAUGUAAUCGAUGUUACACGUGCAAAUCGUUACGAACAACAACAACGUCGUUCCCGUGAACCACCACCUGUACUCGAACAAUCACCACCAUCUUAUGACAGUUCAAUUGGUCAAACACGAAGACAACAAAUCCCAUUCCAAUUACCUGUUCGUACAACAACAAAUACUCAUCAACCUUUGUCUACUAUAACUCCAUCUGUCUAUUCAGCAAUGCCUCCAUCUUACGCUGAGAUAUUUUUAAAACCUCAGACAACACCAAACGAAUGA